AGAGUUAUCCACUUCAGGUAGGCGACACUCACAAGUCACAAAACCGAUCGACUGGAUAUUAUAGCCAUGGAAGAGAUUAUAUCCUCUUCUUCUUCACCCAGUUUCUGUCAAGACCACACCCUCUCCACAUUUCAACAACGUCUCCAAUUCAUAAUUCAGAACAGGCCUGAAUGCUGGGUCUAUUCAAUUUUCUGGCAAGCCUCCAAAGACAGCACUACCGACCAAGUUGCUUUAUCGUGGGCUGGUGGCCAUUUCUCAAACCCUAAGGAUCACGCGGCAUCCGACAGCAGAAGUAACGGACCGAUCAAUAGUUACCAGCCCAAAUUUGGGUACAACAAGAAGGUGGUAGUUAACAGAGAGGUUGAGUUGGGGUUUUUUCAUGAUGUUGAAGACAUGCUGGUGGAUAAUAAUCAUGGAUAUGAUGUCACUGACUCUGAUCGGUUUUACUUUUACAGUGUUUCUUUUACCCAAUCAUUUUCUGCAGGCCAUGCGAGUAAUAAUAUUCUGGGGCGUGCAUUUUGUUCUGGUGGCUUUGUUUGGCUUGCAGGUGAUAAUGAGCUUCAGUUCUAUCAGUGUGAGAGAGUGAAAGAAGCAAGAAUGCAUGGGAUUCAAACUUUAGUUUGUAUUGCUACUUCAUGUGGGGUAAUUGAACUGGCUUCUCUGGAUGUGAUCACGCAAGAUUGGGAUCUUGUGCACCUAUCAAAAUCACUCUUUGGAUCCGACCACAACAACAACAAAUUGAAAUUGCUUGUUCCUGAUCCCCUAGAAAAGAUUGGAUUGAUUUCAGGAGGUCAAAAAGAAUUCACCAGACACGACGGGUCAUCAUCAGGCUCACCUUAUGAAUCUUUUGGCAAUUUCACCCCUGCGACUACAGAGAACCCUCGAUCAAAAAAGAGAGGACGAUCAUCAUCAUCAAACCAUGCAGCUACAAGUAGAGAAUCACAACUGCUGAACCAUGUUGAGGCAGAGAAACAAAGGAGGGAUAAGCUCAACCAGCGAUUCUGUCUCCUCCGUUCGGUUGUUCCCAAUGUGUCAAAAAUGGACAGAUCCUCUUUGCUCGCUGAUGCCGUGGCAUACAUCAACCAGCUCAAAGGUAAGGUUGACGAAUUGGAGGCCAAAAUCUAUGCACAACCAACCCAAAAAACCCUACUGGCUAGCAGCCAAAGCACCAGCUCCAUAACCGAUCAAAAUCAUCAAUGUUCAACUAAUAAUAAUAAUAAUAAUACUUUGAAGAAUAAUAAUAAUGAUAAUGUUAGAGGAGCUGGUGUUUUGGAACUGGAUGUGAAGAUUGUGAGAUCAAAUCAAGCCAUGAUUCGAGUUCAGUGUCCGGAUCAAGACUACCCUUAUGCUAGAUUGAUGAAUGCACUCAAGGGACUUGGGUUACAAGUUUACCAUGCAAGCAUAUCAAGUGUCAAAGAGUGUAUGAUUCAAGAUGUUGUGGCAAGACUGCCUUAUGGCUUCACUAGUGAGGAGGCCUUGAGACUUGGUAUUAUAAAAAGAUGGUACAACUAGCUACUGUAAUAAUUCAAAAGCGUAAGUAUAGCUGACGAGGACAAGGAUAUUAUCCCACUUCACUCCACUUCUUUUGUAGUCUUUGUUGUAGCUUAUCUAAUUCUCUU
Messenger RNA from Malus domestica (apple), 1619 nucleotides. RefSeq names its product transcription factor bHLH14-like. Gene Ontology annotation, molecular function: transcription cis-regulatory region binding; protein dimerization activity; DNA-binding transcription factor activity. Gene Ontology annotation, cellular component: nucleus. The record is from RefSeq and is a predicted model, not a curated record. NCBI's taxonomy places the organism in Eukaryota, Viridiplantae, Streptophyta, Magnoliopsida, Rosales, Rosaceae. Gene Ontology annotation, biological process: regulation of DNA-templated transcription.